UCCUGGUUGAAUUUUGGUCGACUUCCUUAUCACAGUGACUAGGUAUUGUGGUGGCUGGAGGGGUGCAUGCCUCCUCCUGAAGAGGAAAAAAGGUCCUUUGAGGCUUAGCCAAUGCUGAAUGAAUAGUUUGGGAUGUUUUUCUGCCAAUUGGGAUGAGGUGAAUGAAUGCUUAGUUUGAGUUUUAUCAGUGGAACAUAAGACACCGUGCGGGUAACAUCUUGGAUCUUGGAGAGAAAAGGAGACCGCGAGUGUGACAGAAAUCAGUGAAGUUAUGAAUGAAUAAAGAUAAGAUUAAUUGGAAGCAUUACAAAUCGAUUAUAAUUGAUGAAUGUGGCACGCCGCACAGUGAAUGGGGCAGUGAUAAUAAAUUGAUUAAGCAGCAGAAAUCAGUUUGAAUAGUGAUUAAUGUAGUUGGUUAUUGAAAACCGUCAGUGGAAGAGGCUUGAAGCGAUAAAUAAUAAAUAAAAAGUGUUGAACAGAGCGAAGAGCGGCUAAAGUGCAGAGUGUUCUUCUCGGUGUUGGCUAGAAGGUGAACCGUGGAAAGUUACGUGAAGAGGAAAUCGAUAAAAUUUUCAACGCUGGGAAAAUUAAGCGAGAGAUGAAAAAGCUUUCUGGCUUGUACGUAUGAGGGUGUUUCCUGGUGUUAUGCUGUAGAGAUUAAUUUUGGGAAGAAGAACCGGGAGUAAGGAAGGAAGACCCAAGUUGUUCAAAGUGUGAGAUGAUUUGCAUAUAAAUUGGAUCCGAGGAUAAAGUGAAACGGAAAAAGUUGUUAAAUGGUUUAGUGACCGAAAAAUAGUUGAAUGUGUGAAUUGAUUAAAAUUUGCUCGAAAGCUUGUUCAAAAGGAUUCUAGCAUGGAGGAAGAACUACGUUGUCCUGUUUGUAAGCAACUUUUCUCUGGUCCGGUGCUGUUGCCGUGCUACCAUGCGCUUUGUUUAGCGUGUGCCCUGGACAUCCAGACAACAGCAAACCAAGUCCAUCACAAUCCGGCAGUUCAUUUGCAUCAACAGCACUCACAGUCGUCAGCAUCAUCCGUUAGUACUGGUAGCUCUAGUGCCACCGAAAGCGUUUCGUCAGAUCAGGAUCAAGCCGACAAAGUUAGUAUUUUGAGCGAAGCUGAUUCAGGAGUUAUCUGUUGUACUUCACGACCAGGAUCAUACGCAGGCACACCGAAUCUGCAAGGUCUACUGUUCCCACCGUCUGGAUCGGGAUCGGUGUUCUCGCUCGCUUGUCCCAUUUGUCGUAAGAUCGUUUUCUUCGACGAGCUUGGUGCCAGAAAUUUGCCGCUAUAUCGGGCGAUGGAGUCCAUUGUGGAUCGCUUCUGUGAACGUGAAGCCUUGAGAUGUCAAAUGUGCGAAACUGAACCACCAAAAGUAGCUUCGGUUGUUUGCGAGCAGUGUGAAAUACGCUACUGCGAUGGUUGCCGUGAACUUUGUCAUCCGGCACGUGGACCAUUGGCUAAGCACACACUUACGAAGCCACGUGGCGCCUCUCAACUUCGAGAAUCCAUUUGCGGUGAACACAACGAACCACUCGCUAUGUACUGCAUGGGAUGUAAGCUGCCCAUCUGCAAUCAAUGCAUGACCGACAACCGUCAUCAGUCCCACGACUUGCAAUCGAUCACGGCGAUGUGCAAAGCUCAAAAGACUGAAUUAUCACAUAACCUGCAGCAGCUGUCGGAGAAAGCACGGUCGACGACAGAAUUUAUCCAAAGACUGAAAGGAAUGAGCGAUAAAGUUACGGAAUCCUGCAUCGAGUUUGAACGAGUGGUGACGGCCCAAUGUGAAGCACUGAUAGAGGCGAUAAACGCGCGGAGGGAAGUCCUGUUGGAAGCCAUCCGGCAAGAUAAGGAUACCAAAAUUAGAACACUAAAGGAUCAACAAGCGAGUUGUACAGGGAAACUACAGCAAACCACAGGAUUAAUACAGUUCUGCAUCGAAGCGUUAAAAGAGACUGAUAGUGCGGCAUUUUUACAGGUUGGCUCGAUGCUGAUUAACAGGGUAGCGAACACCGACAUGACGUGGCAUCAGGAGGUGACGAAUGCCGCGCCCCGGGUGUCUCCCAUCAUCGAUCUCACGCUGGACGACAGCUCGGUUAUUCGGGCGAUCGAUAAUCUUAACUUCAUUCAAAUGAAACCUGCUAAAGAAGGAGAAGAACGACUGCCAGCAGUUCCCUUGGCACCGAUCAUCAUCCCUGAGGACUGCUCCGCAGAGAACAACUCAGUAACUGUUGCAUGGCAGCCACCCAGUCAUUCGUUCGUACAGGGCUACGUUCUGGAGUUGGACGACGGAAGUGGUGGUGAAUUUAGGAAUUGUCCAAAAGUGUUUGAAGGCGUAUUUACAACGCUCCAAACUUCUCAGGAAGUGUACUGCGGAAAAGAGACAAUCUGCACCGUCGAUGGGCUGCACUUCAACUCGAUGUACAACGCCCGCGUGAAGGCCUUCAACAGCACCGGCGAGGGCGAAUACUCGGAGCUCAUUGGCUUGCAGACGGCGGAAGUGGCGUGGUUCACCUUUGACUCGACUCUCAGUGGUGGACCCUGCUCCGGACUGAACUUCAGCAACGACAACCGGACUGUAUCGGCCGACGGAUGGGAGCACCGAGUAGCCCUUGGAUCGGUCGGUUUCUCCCGGGGUGUGCACUACUGGGAGUUUACCAUCGACAAAUACACGGCCGACACGGAUCCCGCCUUUGGAAUAGCUCGGAUUGAUGUGGCCCGGGAUAAGAUGCUGGGUAAGGACGAUAAGGGGUUUGCUAUGUACAUCGAUCGUCAACGGUCAUGGUUCCAGCAUAAUUCCGUACACGAACGUCGGGUGGAAGGAGGAAUCUCCACCGGCAGCACCAUCGGCGUGCUUUUGGAUCUUGAGCGCCACACGUUGCACUUCAUCGUCAACGAGAUGCCUCAGGGGUCGGUCGCGUUCCGUGAUCUGUAUGGCGUCUUCUAUCCGGCCGUCAGUGUUAAUCGUGGCGUCACACUGACACUUCACACCGGCCUCGAUGCACCGCAUAUGGACUACCACUAGGGUCAUUAGGUGGUGUUCUUCCUACAUAAAGCGAAAGAAAUAGAGAGGACUUCCAGCCUGAGGAGGCGUGCGAGUCAUUUGGGCUUUCUUUAAUUUAAAUUCUAUUCAAAUUAUUUUGCAACUCCUUCGCCUCUCGUCUAGUGUACCUACCAGACGAACAAACUCAGGGUCACAGGGUAGCUCGUCCUCCUUCCAUCAAGGGCCUACGACGACGAUGAUGCACGGCUAAGAUAAUUUUGCGACACAAAUGGGAGCGUGUGCAAAGAGAAGAGAAAACAUAAUCAUGCUUAUGCUAUUUAUAAUGUACAGACAAGGCUUCGAGUUGUAUAAAACGGCGAGAUAGUGUAGUGAGUGGGUGGAACAGCACAGCAGCCGCAGUAGCAGCAGAGAAUGGCAAAACGAAACAAAUCCAAGCGAAUUAAAUUGUUCUUGGGGCAAUGGAUCGGAAGGCAAAAGUCGAUACGAAAAGGAAAAUGAGAUUGGAAACUAUUACCUAUGCGGUAUCUUCGAAUUUUUAUCUUCUGUGGAAGAGCGCUCAUGGAAAGACAGUCGAUUUAGUAUUUUAAGGGGAGUAUUGACGGUACAAUGCUACAAGGCCUUUUAAUCCGUUUUUUUUUCUUCAAAAGUUUAACUCAAAUUUAAAUUAAUUUUCUGUUUUUUAUCGGUAAUUUUGUUAGUAAUUUUAGUGUAUUAGGCCAUCGUAAUGUAUGUGGGUAAUCCUUGUUUUCAAUUCGAGCGGGGCCUUCUUCUACGCCUACCCUCAACAUAGCAUUUUAUGAGCAUUUUCACAGUAGUUAAUUAAGAACUUUCUAAAGCCAUAUUCAAUCUAGGGUGUUGUAACGAGUUAUAACCGGUUUUCAUGAUACAAGUUUCGAUCACCUUAUUCCUAUCUAUUGUUUUUUAACUCAAUUUACACGAUUUUUUUUACCCAGAAUUUUUAUCGUAAAAUAUGCAGCUGAUAAAAAGUAAAUCAUAGAAAGUAUGAUAUAGGUAAUAUAACUGUGACAAUCUGAGCCAUAUGAACAUUCUCAUUUGAAAUAUUUAGUGGAUUUCUAAUUGUAAUGAGAUACAAUUGAGGAGUACUGUAUUCGAGAAAAAAAAAUUAAAGCACUAACAAUUUAACUCGUUUUUGAAUUCAAAAAUAAUAUGCCAUCUCUGAUAAUAAAUUGAUCUCUGCCCCAAGAAAUGUGCAAAACAUUGCGAUGCACUGCAUUAUUGCUUUGCACGUGCAUUAAAUUGAAAAGAAAAGUCAUGUUAAGCUUGCAAAUACUCAUUUCAGUUAAAAUAAUGUUUUUCGGAAUAAUAAAAUCAAAAGAUGGUAUGAUGACAUGUUUUACUUGUAACUUACAAGAAGAGGUUACAACGUAUGCGUUUGUAACAUAGAACCUGUACAUUUUGAUUUCUAUGAGUCACACUCAGCGAUUUGCUGAUCGCUG
This is a messenger RNA of Ochlerotatus camptorhynchus, 4457 nucleotides long. It is a transcript of the gene Trim9, whose product is annotated as E3 ubiquitin-protein ligase Trim9. NCBI's taxonomy places the organism in Eukaryota, Metazoa, Arthropoda, Insecta, Diptera, Culicidae. The transcript has 11 exons. Gene Ontology annotation, biological process: axon guidance. Gene Ontology annotation, cellular component: neuron projection. The coding region runs from base 853 to 3021 and encodes 722 amino acids. Gene Ontology annotation, molecular function: zinc ion binding; protein binding. The record is from RefSeq and is a predicted model, not a curated record.